AUGUUUGAUUCAGAUUGUUUGCUGUCAAUUUUCAAGUUUCUAGAUUUCUCUCAUGUUCCGAAAAUUAGUCUCGUUUGCACUCAUUGGAAUGAAAUUGCUAGGAGCAAUGCUUUGUGGGAAUGGUAUUUUCACCUGUUGAGUAAUAAUAAGAAAGGAAAAACAAGUAUUGAAACCACUGUGUUGGAAAAGGAUGAUUUAUUUUGGAGAAAUAUGAUCCGAGAUCAUUUCUCAAAGUACAGAUUGAGAACGACUCACAAGAUCAAUAGCCUUGGUUUCUUUGAUUUUAGUAAUCAAAUGCAUUUUAUGAAACAAUCAAUGGUUCAUCCGUUUUUGAAUCAAUUUGCAAAAUUUCUAUUUGGCAGAAUUCGAGUGGAGAAUAUUUAUUGUACUGACAAUAAUGGAACACUGCAAACCUAUUCCAAAGAUAAUGAUAUUAUUCAUCUUGAGGAUCGAAUUUUUGACAUUCUUCAGGUAAAAAUCAAAAUGAAGAUUAGUGGACUCGAUGAAUGUAUUAUUGCUCGAACAAAAUAUCCCUAUGAUGCCGGUUUUGGAUUAUUCGGACAUCCUUACACUCCUGGAGCGUUUAUUUAUAUUUCUACUGAAACUCAUGAUUUCAUGAACGAAAAAUUGCAAAAACCACCUUCGGAAAACAUUCGUCAUAUUCCACUUUCUGACUUGAACGUUUUACAAAAUUGCUUUCUUUAUGUUUUUCAUGGAAGAAAUGUGUCACCAACACUGAUAGGAGAGCAGUAUCUCGAAGACACUGUGUUAUCGAAAUGUGUUCCAACAUUAACUCAAUUUAAUCUAUGCCCGAGAUCUGUGAUUCCCCUUUUUUGUUAUAUUGUGUCAUGUGUGUGUGGAAUAAUAGAUGGUUGUUCUUGCUAUCAAAAGAAAGAAUUUACACAUGGCUAUCCAUGUAUUUCGAACAAUAUAUUCAUGCAUUAUGAAAGGUAUGCGAGAUAUAGUGAACGUGUGCGAUCUCGAAUUCCAAUUAUGAGGAAUUAUAUUUUAUCAAAUCCACGCCAUAUAGAUGUCAAUGUUUGCAACACUAUUAAUCAAAUGAUUGCAGGUAAAAGAAGAAUAGUUACCAGUAAGCUUAAUCGCAAAGAAAGACUUGAAUAUUGGAAAUGUUUACAAGGGAAGGCAUUGACUUCAAAACAAAAACAGAUUUAUUUCCAAAAUUUAUUCGAGCAUGAUCAUGACACUACGUCAACCGUCGAUGAUGUUUCUGGAGAAGUAAUUGAGAAGGAAAUUCUCUCUUUCCAAAAAGCCCUUGAACUUCUCAACAAUCAACAGUAUAUUAUUGAUUGUUGUUUGAGAUACAAAUCAAGCAAAUUCAAGAGUGUAGAAGGCGAAUGA
Molecule: messenger RNA, 1359 nt
Organism: Naegleria fowleri
Lineage: Eukaryota; Heterolobosea; Eutetramitea; Acrasida; Naegleriidae
Exons: 1
Coding region: 1-1359 (452 amino acids)
Molecular function (GO): protein binding
Source: RefSeq, a predicted model, not a curated record